Xiphophorus maculatus (southern platyfish) is the source of this 1889-nucleotide messenger RNA. It is a transcript of the gene kcng1, whose product is annotated as potassium voltage-gated channel modifier subfamily G member 1. Gene Ontology annotation, molecular function: delayed rectifier potassium channel activity. NCBI's taxonomy places the organism in Eukaryota, Metazoa, Chordata, Actinopteri, Cyprinodontiformes, Poeciliidae. Gene Ontology annotation, cellular component: membrane; voltage-gated potassium channel complex. The record is from RefSeq and is a predicted model, not a curated record. The coding region runs from base 205 to 1767 and encodes 520 amino acids. The transcript has 3 exons. Gene Ontology annotation, biological process: protein homooligomerization; regulation of delayed rectifier potassium channel activity; potassium ion transmembrane transport.
GGAGGCAGCCUGUUGCUCCUCAUCAUCAAACAGCCUCUUCGUACUCCACAAGCUCCAGCGCCUGUGUUGAGAUGGAGCAGAGUUGAAGCAAGAAGGAAACACAAUUCUUCAUCUUCAUGUUUCCUGAGCAAGGAUACAAGAGCAAAGUCUGUGAGCUUGAGAUUGCGCUGAUGGGAGGUUGAGCACAGGGAUGUGACAGUAAAGAUGACCCUGCUGGCGGGUGAUGGUUCUGACUACGACUACAGUGCCCUAAGCUGUGCCUCUGAUACUUCCCUCAAUCAACCUCCACAACAAGAAGCAGAGGCACGGAAGGGAGCCUUCUACAAAAGGGCCCAGCUUGCCCUGGAGCGCACCACCGUCCCUGACAACACCGCUUUGUCUGGCGCCCGGAAGAUCCACGCCAUCAUUAAUGUGGGUGGCCUGCGCUACCAGAUGCCUUGGACCACUUUAGAGGAUUUCCCUCUGUCCCGCCUGGGCCAGCUGCACCUCUGCAGCAGCUUUGACGAGAUUAUGCGCAUCUGUGAUGACUACGACGUUGCACACAAUGAGUUCUUCUUUGACCGCAGCCCCUGUGCCUUCAGGACCAUCCUGACUUUCUUGAGGGCGGGUAAGCUGCGCUCCCUCAGGGAGAUGUGCGCUCUCUCGUUCAGAGAGGAGCUCCUCUACUGGGGCGUCCCAGAGGAGAGCCUGGAGUGGUGCUGUCGCCGCCGCAUGCUGCAGCGUGUGGAGGAGUUUGAAGCCAUGGAGAGAGCAGAAGAAGAGGAUGAACUUUUGGAGGACCUGUUGGAUUCGGAGAACGGACACAGGGAGCGCACGGCUGAGACCAGAAUCAACUGGUGCAUGAACAAACUGAGAGACAUGGUGGAGAGGCCUCACUCCGGCCUGCCAGGGAAGAUCUUUGCUUGUUUGUCAGUGUUGUUUGUUACCAUCACAGCCAUCAACCUCUCCAUCAGUACCAUGCCAGCUAUGAGAGAAGAGGAAGAGGCGGGCACAUGUUCCAAGAUGUGCUACAACAUCUUCAUAGUGGAGACCGUAUGUGUGGCCUGGUUCUCCUUGGAGUUCACCCUGCGCUUCAUUCAGGACCGCAGCAAGCUGACCUUCUUCAGAAAGCCUCUGAACCUGAUUGACGUGGUGGCCAUCCUGCCCUACUACAUCACGCUGCUGGUGGACGGUUCGUCCAACGGGGAGAAGCGCCUCGGCUCCGGCAGCAGCUACUUGGACAAAGUGGGCUUGGUGCUACGCGUCCUCAGAGCGCUGCGCAUCCUCUACGUGAUGCGGCUGGCUCGCCAUUCGCUGGGCCUGCAGACUCUUGGCCUGACGGCGAGGCGCUGCACACGGGAGUUUGGACUGCUCCUCCUUUUCCUGUGUGUGGCGAUUGCUUUGUAUUCACCCCUUCUGUACCUGAUUGAGAAUGAAAUGGCUGCCACACAGGAGUUCACAAGCAUCCCCGCGACCUAUUGGUGGGCUGUGAUCACUAUGACAACUGUUGGUUAUGGGGACAUGGUGCCAAGGAGCAUCCCUGGCCAGGUGGUAGCUCUCAGCAGCAUUCUGAGUGGCAUUCUCCUGAUGGCGUUCCCCGUCACCUCCAUCUUUCAUACCUUCUCCAGAUCAUAUGUGGAGCUGAAGCAGGAGCAGCAGAGGAUCCUGCAGAGGAGGACACACUUCCUACUGCGUAGCCGCAUGGCCGGCCUGGGCAGCAAUCUUUCCUUAGAAAGUGACCUCCUCUUUCCCAUAGGGCCACCUGAAACCACAGAAAUGAACAACUGAGACUGCAGUAGAUGAGGACAACAUGUGGUUGUCUAAUUACAAGAGCAGGGCAGAGUGGAAAGAAGAUUAAUAUCAUGCAUUGGACUUUUUUGCUUUUAUCACAUUGCAACAACAAACUUAAA